Rubroshorea leprosula is the source of this 1323-nucleotide messenger RNA. Lineage: Eukaryota; Viridiplantae; Streptophyta; Magnoliopsida; Malvales; Dipterocarpaceae. The record is from the annotation of a GenBank genome assembly.
UUUAAAGCAGCAGUGCCUAAUUGUAAAGGAUAAAAUUAAGGUACCGAGUUAGACUGUGCUAUGUAUCAAUGGCUAGGCAAGCUUGUGGCCUCAAGAUUCUUGAAGAUAGCCAUGUAUCUCCGCUGCCUGGCUCAGUUCUGACCACCACCGUGCCUCUCACCUUCUUUGACAUCCUCUGGCUUGGUUCUUUCCUUAUGCAACGCCUCUUUUUUUAUGAAUUCCCUUACCCUACCUUGCAUUUCACCCAAACCAUUCUUCCUAAUCUCAAAACCUCUCUCUCCCACACCCUACAACAUUUCUUCCCUUUUGCUGGGCAUCUCGUGCUCCCUCCACGUCAUCAACAGCCCUAUAUCCUCUACAAAGAGGGUGACUCUGUUAACUUUGUUGUUGUCGAAUCCAUGGCCAACUUCAACCAUCUCGUAGGCAACCAUGGAAGAACCAUCGAACAAUUUCAACAGUUGCACAACUUCAACCAUCUUGGGUUCCCUGAAACCCACGCAAGGUUCUGUCGAACCCAAGCCUGGGUUCAUUGGAACGCAACGCUGGGGGUUUUGCCUGGGUUCGAUGGAACCCUAGCACUUGGGUUCCAUCCAACCCAGGCUUGGGUUCCGGCGUGGGUUCCAUGGAGGGCUUCUCUUAGCAAAGAAUUUUAUGGCAUUGGGGGUGGGAUUGGGAAGCCUGACAAAAACGAAAAGACUAUGGGGCCACCAUCUUCACCGAGAACAGACCCAGUUGGCCUGAGGGACUCCGUUGAAGAGCUCGUGAAGUUCACUCUCCACUCCCAUAUAAACGGAACUCUAGAAUUCGAUCUUGGGCUCUCCAAAGAUUUCUGCUUUUCUCUUCUCAAAGACGAAUCAAGUGACCCCAUUACAGAUAGGUUGGUUUGGUCAAGAAAAUCGAAACAAUUAGAAGGCAUAACUGCCCUGGCAGUGUUGCACAUUCUUCAGGAGCCCCUGAAUCUCCUGUAAGGAAUAGACUAGCUACAGCUUUGCAUGAAUCCAUAGCUUCUGGGGCAUUUUUUGGGACGUACUGCAAAUUGGACUCUCUGUAUGAUGAGAGUGGGUUGAAGCAGAAAGAAAAAUGGGAUGAACUGAUCCGUGACAAGGGUUCUGAAUUAAAAGAUAUACUGAAGACUGUAACUUUUGAGCUUCAUGUUCACGAACCUUACUUCACUAAACUAAAAGGGACAAUUUCAUUAUGUUCUUUACAUUAGAAACAACCAUUUCAAUGAAAAAAUUUUGAAUAAUUCUACUUGGUUACCUGAAAUACUGUGGAUGGGUGCCAAUUGUGCCUGCAUUGAUUGAACAAACUGUUUGAUGGUAU